This is a messenger RNA of Onychostruthus taczanowskii (white-rumped snowfinch), 1797 nucleotides long. RefSeq names its product proline rich 5 (gene PRR5). Gene Ontology annotation, cellular component: TORC2 complex. The record is from RefSeq and is a predicted model, not a curated record. The transcript has 8 exons. The coding region runs from base 1 to 1242 and encodes 413 amino acids. Gene Ontology annotation, biological process: TORC2 signaling. Lineage: Eukaryota; Metazoa; Chordata; Aves; Passeriformes; Passeridae.
AUGAGGACUCUUCGCAGGUUGAAGUUCAUGAGUUCGCCCAGCCUCAGUGAUCUGGGCAAGAGAGAGCAGGCAGCCUUGGAUGAGCGGGGGACGCAGCAGCGCCGGGCCUGCUCCAACGCUACCUGGAACAGUAUCCACAAUGGAGUGAUAGCAGUAUUCCAGCGUAAGGGUCUCCCAGACCAUGAGCUGUACAACCUCAAUGAAGGAGUCAGGCAAUUACUGAAAACAGAACUGGGAUCAUUUUUCACUGAGUAUCUGCAGAAUCAGCUGCUCACAAAAGGCAUGGUGAUCCUAAGGGACAAGAUCUGGUUUUAUGAAGGGCAGAAGCUAUUGGAUACCUUAGCUGAAACCUGGGAUUUUUUCUUCAGUGAUGUCCUGCCCAUGCUGCAGGCUAUUUUCUAUCCUGUGCAGGGAAAGGAGCCCUCGGUUCGGCAAUUGGCUCUUCUGCAUUUUAGGAAUAUAAUUACCCUCAAUAUCAAAUUGGAAGAUGCAUUAUCCCGUUCCAGAGCCAGAGUUCCACCCUCUAUUAUUCAGAUGCUGUUAAUACUUCAGGGGGUUCAUGAGUCGAAAGGUGUGUCUGAAGAUUAUUUGAAACUGGAAUCCCUGAUUCAGAAAGUUGUUUCUCCUUACUUGGGCACGUAUGGUCUGUAUUCCAGUGAUGGACCCUUCACGCACUCUGCCUGUAUCUUGGAGAAGCGGUUCUUCAGGCGUUCCAAGUCAGGGGACAUCCUUGCCAAGAACCCCGUGGUGCGAUCAAAGAGCUACAACAAUCCGCUGCUGACGCCAGUGGCCGAGUAUGAAACGGAGGGCAUAGCUGCCAACGGAACCGGCAUCCGAAGGCACUCAGUCUCAGAAAUGACCUCCUGCUUGGAGCUCCAGGGCUACUCCAACCUCACCACCAUCAUGGACAACGGUUCCAAGAGCUCCGUGACAACCAUGAAAAGCUCACUGCCAGGAGACCAGGAGAGGCCCAGCACUGGGUCAGUGCAGUGCUCCAGCAAACUCAGCACAGCUGAGCAGCAGAAAGGACUCUUCCAUACAAUUGGUGACCCACACAGGUCUUUUGAGCUAGACAGAGACACUUCCUUACUUCCAGUUCCCUCUUCCAGCCCCGAGAACAUAGUGGAUCAGAUUUUGGAGUCCAUCGACUCUGAUUCUGAAGGCAUUUUCAUUGAUUUUGGCCGAGGCUGUUCCAAUUCAUCAGCAUACAACAUGGAUGUGAACAGACAGAGCAUUGUGUGAAGGAUAUUAGGAGACAAACUAUGGGGUUUAAUAUUAUAUAUGAAAGCUACUAAGACGGUGUGUCAGACUAUGGGGCAAGCUGUCUGUGCCUGGGCAGAUUUAAGGCACAUUUGCCAAGUCAGGCUGUACUGGGCAAACACAGUUUGUUUAUAGCAGGUGGGAAUCUGCUGAGGGGGAAGCAACUCCAACUGCUUUUCCCCAUCCUUGUCACCCUGCAGAUGGAUUUCCUAUUUCUUUUUAAACUUAGGGGUUCACAAACUCACAAGUGUCUGGUAAAAUACUAUUAGUGCAGCUGGCAGUGUUCGUUCAGGAAAACAGCUCAGCAAAUAGCUGUGCUCACUUCUAAUUUUCUGAAGAGGUUUCCUGCAGAUGGUAGGUUGUUCUCUAAACUGUAACACCUCAGCCAGAAUAGAAACCUAUCCUUUAAAAACAAACAAACAAAUAAAACGGCUUUUGGCUUUCAUGCCACAGAAUACAAUAAUAAAGAAGUCUCUUUUAAUCUUUUUCUUGUCAUCCUUGUAUGCACUCCUUUGCCUAAUGGUGACUUAGAGUUCU